AUUAAGAUAGCUGCACCCAUGUGUCACAUACGAAAUGGUUUUGACAGCGAUGGAGAAAUGACCGCUGUGGUAGGAUGUAGUUUAGGACAUUAAUCGUGAUGCUUACACAGAUGAUACAAAGCGUUUUAAAAAUGACAAUUUGAUAGUGUCGAUAAGAUAAUGGCUCGGGUUGUGAAGGUGUUUGUGACUCUGCGGAAUCAUUGGAAGAAGUCCACAGUCGCUGCGUGUGCCCUGUCUUACGGGGGACACUGGCUGUAUGGUAAACACUGGUGUGUAGCGUUUUCCUUCAGAAUUAAUGCUAUGGUUGUUAGAUCAAGUACAGAUCAUCACCAGCAUGAAUAUCAUUGAGCACGUACACACGAAUUGGUAGCUAUUGAGAAUAGAACGGUUCUUAUGAUUGAAAUCCAACAACACUGAAUAACAUGAGGAUGUUUUCUUUGUCAAUAAUUUGUUAUUGAUUUAUUUACAGUGAUAAUCUGCUGCGAAGAGAAGCUUGUCUGGUGGCCAGGGUGAGACAUUGCUUAUUCUGUAGCUACAGUUGAAGUCGGAAGUUUACAUACACUUAGGUUGGAGUCAUUAAAACUCGUUUUUCAACCACUCCACAAAUGUAUUGUUAACAAACUAUAGCUUUGGCAAGUCGGUUAGGACAUCUACUUUGUGCAUGACACAAGUCAUUUUUCCAACAAUUGUUUACAGACAGAUUAUUUCACUUAUAAUUCACUUUUUCACAAUUCCAGUGGGUCAGAAGUUUAUAUACACUAAGUUGACUGUGCCUUUAAACAGCUUGGAACAUUCCAGAAAAUGAUGUAAUGGCUUUAGAAGCUUCUGAUAGGCUAAUUGACAUCAUUUGAGUCAAUUGGAGGUGUACCUGUGGAUGUAUUUCAAGGCCUACCUUCAAACUCAGUGCCUCUUUGCUUGACAAUAUGGGAAAAUCAAAAGAAAUCAGCCAAGACCUCAGAAAAAAAAUGGUAGACCUCCACAAGUCUGGUUCAUCCUUGGGAGCAAUUUCCAAACGCCUGAAGGUACCACGUUCAUCUGUACAAACAAUAGUACGCAAGUAUAAACACCAUGGCACCACGCAGCCGCCAUACCACUCAGGAAGGAGACGCAUUCUGCUCCUAGAGAUGAACGUACUUUGGUGUGAAAAGUGCAAAUCAAUCCCAGAACAACAGCAAAGGACCUUGUGAAGAUGCUGGAGGAAACGGGUACAAAAGUAUCUAUAUCCACAGUAAAACGAGACCUAUAUCGACAUAGCCUGAAAGGCCGCUCAGCAAGGAAGAGUCCACUGCUCCAAAACCGCUAUAAAAAAGACAGAUUACGGUUUGCAACUGCAAAUGGGGACAAAGAUCGUACUUUUUGGAAAAAUGUCCUCUGGUCUGAUGAAACAAAAAUAGAACUGUUUGGCCAUAAUGACCAUCGCUAUGUUUGGAGGAAAAAGGGGGGUAGCUUGCAAGAUGAAGACCACCAUCCCAACCGUGAAGCAUGGGGGUGGCAGCAUCAUGCUUUGCUGCAGGAGGGACUGGUGCACUUCACAAAAUAGAUCAAGGCAUCAUGAGGAAGGAAAAUGAUGUGGAUAUAUUGAAGCAACAUCUCAAGACAUUAGUCAGGAAGUUAAAGCUUGGUCGCAAAUAGGUCUUCCAAAUGGACAAUGACCCCAAGCAUACUUCCAAAGUUGUGGCAAAAUGGCUUAAGGACAACAAAGUCAAGGUAUUGGAGUGGCCAUCACAAAGCCCUGACCUCAAUCCUAUAGAAAAUGUGUGGGCAGAAUUGAAAAAGCGUGUGCGAGCAAGGAGGCCUACAAACCUGACUCAGUUACACCAGCUCUGUCAGGAGGAAUGGGCCAAAAUUCACCCAACUUAUUGUGGGAAGCUUGUGGAAGGAUACCCAAAAUGUUUGACCCAAGUUAAACAAUUUAAAGGCAAUGCUACCAAAUACUAAUUGAGUGUAUGUCAACUUCUGACCCACUGGGAAUGUGAUGAAAGAAAUAACAUCUGAAAUAAAUAAUUCUCUAUACUAUUAUUCUGACAUUUCACAUUCCUAAAAUAAAGUGGUGAUCCUAACUGACCUAAUACAGGGAAUUUUUACUAGGAUUAAAUGUCAGGAAUUGUGAAAAACUGAGUUUAAAUGUAUUUGGCUAAGGUGUAUGUAAACUUCCGAUUUCAACUGUACAUUGUUCUGCUUUCAAGGAUUCUGCACCUGCAUUUACUGUAUUCAACUCUCUACCGCACCUGCUAUUUCAUCCUCUAAAUGCCCGGCUAUGAAAAGCCAAAUUACAUUUACUCCUGAUGUACUGACCUGUUGCAACCUCUACAACCACUGUGAUUAUUAUUUGACCCUGCUGGUCAUCUAUGAACGUUUGAACAUCUUGGAGAAAAAUCUGGCCUUAAUGGCCAUGUACUGUAAUAAUCUCCACCCGGCACAGCCAGAAGGGGCCUGGCCACCCGUCAGAGCCUGGUUCCUCUCUAGGUUUCUGCCUUUCUAGGGAGUUUUUCCUAGCCACCGUGCUUCUACAUCUGCAUUGCUUGCUGUUUGGGGUUUUAGGCUGGGUUUCUGUAUAGAACUUUGUGACAUCUGCUGAUUUGUAAAAAGGGCUUUAUAAAUACAUUUAAUUGAUUGAUAAUGCCCCAAAAUCCAUUCUCAAUCGCAGGAAUAUGGACGUCAGCAGAUAUCACCACAGGAGCAGCUGAGGAAAGCCACGGUCAUCCUAAACCCAGCAGCUUGUAGUGGGUAAGUAAGAGAUAACAGUCACAUUCCCUAAAGUCAAGCAAAGAGAAUAAGCAAGAGGUCCAGCUUAUGCACCACAGCCAUUUUCCAUUUCUACUGUAAUUUGUGUUUGACUAAUAUAUCUUGCUGUUCUCUUGCUUUUCCCUUUGAUCGUAGGAAAGCCAACACUUUAUUUGAGAAGAAUGCUGCCCCUAUAUUACACCUGGCUGGUGUGGAGGUGACACUAGUAAAGGUAUAAUUUUCUUUCCCUGUGCAAUCUUUCUUUCUGUACACUUCGGGGCCUUUAUAGUCUAAAGUUCUACGUAGUGUAAUACCAUAUGUGUCUUCUCUCUUGCAGACAGACUACGAGGGCCAGGCGAAAAAAUUGAUGGAGCUGAUGGAGCAAACAGACAUGCUGAUUGUGGCUGGAGGGGAUGGCACUCUACAGGAGGUUAUCACUGGUCUGCUGCGGAGGGCUGAUCAAGUAAGUUGUGUAUUAUCAUUGUAUUAUCCUGUAACAAGCUCCGUUAUGUUGUGCAAUACCAUCUCAGCUUAGCUGUCUCUUACUACCCUGUACUUGUUUGUUUCUCUCUAAUAUAGGAGUCAUUCAGUAAAACCCCCAUAGGAUUCAUCCCACUGGGUUCCCACAAUUCCCUGAGUGAGAGUCUGCACAUCCUCAGUGACAAUCAGGUGAAGUAAGUAUCCCACUGAAACAUGUCACACUCUCAUUCAGAUGCAAACAAAACACAUGCUAUCUCUCACUGAGCAUGUCUUUUUUAAAUGUAUGUAACUUUUAUUUAACCAGGCAAGUCAGUUAAGAACAAAUUCGUAUUUACAAUGACGGCCUACCCCGGCCAAACCCGGACGACACUGGGCCAAUUGUGCGCCGCCCUAUGGGACUCCCAAUCACAUCCGGAUUGUGAUACAGCCUGGAAUCGAACCAGGGUCUGUAGUGACGCCUUAGACCACUGCGCCACUCAGGAGCCCUGUGCAUCAUCUUCUUGAAUGAUCAAAAAUAUCCUCCAAUCUUGUUGUCAUUCAUAUCCCCUCUUGUUUUCAGACACAUCACAUCGGCGACACUGUCCAUCUUGCAAGGAGAAACGGUACCUCUGGAUGUGCUGCAGAUCAAGGUGAGACCAGGAGGGGCUGCGGUUUAGGGAGGGGUUAAGAUCUUUAUUACAUUGAAUCUAUAUUAAAUAACCGUAACUGCAUUGAGAGGAAGAGAAGAACAUUGUAUUGUGUUUCUGGGAUUAUGUAUCAAGGGAGAGAAAGAACAGCCAGUGUUUGCCCUGAUUGGUCUACGGUGGGGGGCCUUCAGAGAUGUGGCUGCCACCAUCAAAAAGUAAGAACCCUUCAGAGCUUUAUGAUAAACAAGUUUCUAUAUUCUUAUUUUCCCCCAGUCCCAUGUAAAGUCAUGGAAACAUUUACGUGCAAAACAUUCUAGUAAUAGAAAAGUUGUUUCUCCUUUUAACAAUAAAUCUUAUACUGUUGUUUUCUCUCUUAGAUAUUGGUACCUUGGCCCCUUGAAGACAAAAGCAGCUCAUUGGUUUAGUACAUUACGGGUGAGAACAUGACUGUUUUCAUUCCAUGUCCAUGGUCCUCAAUUGUUCCUCCAUGCAUUUGUGUCAUGCUGUUUUUUCCCAUCCCUCCCCCAGGAGUGGCCCCAGGUUCGCGAGGCCUCUGUGUCCUACCUGGCACCCACCCUUCGCCCCCCUGACCUGCCUGAGCAGAAGCCCCAGCGCCCCAACCUAAUGUACCGAAUCGCCCACAGACUGAAAAAUUACUGGUACCCACCUAUUCCAGGUAACAUUGUCUGUGUGUUGAUGUGUUAGUGUGUGUUUGUCAGUCUGGAAAUAACACUACACUUCAUCAUUCAAAUGUCCUUGCGCUUCUUCUAUUUAACAAAGCAUGAAUGGCAUUGGUUUUGUGUUUAUUCAUUAUUUAUUUGCACCAAAAAAAAACAAGUGAUAGACAACAAUACAGAUAAAAACAAUUUUUGUUGUUUUUUAAACAGUGUUCAGGUGUGGUUGGAAGCCCAAGGGCUUAUAUGAAAACCACACCACAAAAAAACAAUAUACAAUGCAUAAGUACAAAAUGUUUGUGCAGAGCCUCCCAAAGUGGAGGAGCCAGAGAGAUGGGAUGAGAGGACGUUGUCUACUUUAGAGCUGUCGAUCCACACCCAGAACAAAAACCCUGUCCAGAUGGUCAGUAACAAAAAACAGACACUAUAGCAGCUACUAAAACAGGCUCAGGAUGUUAAAACUGUGUUCCCUUGUUUGUCCCUCAGCGUAUAGACGACUCCCUGCUGGUGUGUGUGGAGCCAGACUCCUUCACUGUGGGAGAGUUCAUCACUUUUGGGUGAGCAGUUGUGGAGAUAUACUUUGUCACAUUAUCAAUGUAAUACCUGACUAAAAUAAAUGAAUGGUUACUCAUGAAGCAUGUGUAUCAAGGCUGUUACAUUUUCUGCAUUGCAGAGAGAAAAAAGCGGAGGACUCAACUGCAUUCACAAGAAAAUCACUGAAACUGGAGGCCAGUGCAUGUCGACUCAAUCUGCCCGAGGUCAGCUGUCUUAGGCCUAUAAACGUCAUAGACAAGACGCAUUACAGUCUUAUAGUUUAGAUCAUUAUAACCCUUAAACAAAUUAAACGUAUUCUUGUAAAAUGUGUUUAUUUGAUUGUGUGUGUGUGCGGUCGGCCCUUUUGCUCCAUGACCUCUGACCUCUCCCUACUGUCGUAUCCCCUCCCACAGGAAGGUGCUGGCUUCUACAACAUUGACAACGAGGAGUACGAGGCCAUGCCAGUGGAGGUGAGGCUGUUGCCACGGAAACUGCGCUUCUUCUGCAGCGCAGAGCGCAGAGAGCAGCUCCUCACACAGGUCCAGUGAGGGAAGCACUGCGAUGACAACACAUGCAGCAGACAGAGGAAUAGGGAGGAUGAUCAAGCACCUGGGGUAUAUUCAUUACGUCUUGCAACGGAACCAUUUAAGAACCAAACGGAAGCCAACAGAACCAAAUGGGGAGGGAUCUACCUGAAUUUGUCCAAUAGAAACUUGUUUUUGUUGCAAAAUGUUUUCAGUUUGGAUUAAACGAUUUCUGUUGCAAACGUUUUGCAACAGACAAACUGUUUUGCACCAGAAUCGGCAUAAUGAAUACACCUCUGGGUUGCAUUCAUUAGGCACCAAACGGACUGAAACAGGGAGGGACUAUCUUAACUUUUCCAAUAAACGUUUGUUUCUGUUUUCCGUUGUAAAAUGUUUUGCUACGGUAUGCCCUAAUACGACCCUGUAUUGUGCUUCUACCUCAACCUGGAAGUAUGUCUGUUUUACUUCCUUCCUUACUGUCACUAAACAGCAAUAAAACAGAGCCGGACGAAUGUGGAACCGUCUCCAGUGAGGUUUCAUUGUUACUGAAAUUGAAAUGUUCAGUUGGAAUGGUGUCAUAAUUAUGGAAGAUGACUGAUGCAGUAACAAGGACCAAACAUUUUGUUGCUGUUUCUGAACUCAGCCUGUAUAAGUCUGCCCAGCAGGAGUAUUGGUGUAACUGACUAGUUUACUACUGUAUAUUCUCAUCAUGUGUAACGCUCAAACGUGUAAUACGAAGAAUCUUAUUAAAUAAUUCAGUUAUGAUGUCCACAGUGUUUUAUUGCCUUUUAAUACCAAUUGAAAUAAACAGUCUUUAGAGGUGUGCAGGGAGACUUUGUCCGCCAUUUACAGUACCCUAUGAUAAGAUGAGAUACAUUGGCAUGAGAAUCACUAUCACAAAUACAAUCCAAUAAGCAUUGGAGAAAACAGAUGUUUUGUUUUACAAUGACAGUACUGUAUAAUAUCACUGGCUCAUGCGAUCAAGUUACUAAAUGUGUAUUCAUCACUGAAGUCUCUUUCCAUGUUUUACAGUAGUACAGGUUCUGGAUAUAGCUGUGUAGUUGGCUGUUGUUGGGAGUAUAGGUUUACGUUACAGUUGCUAUGAUCAAGGCUAUAUAAGUUGUUAACGUUCUUGUUGCAUAUUAGUGCUGAAGGACAACAGAUUAUGCUUUCUUUUGACAUUCAAUGCGGUGAAAUACUGUACAGAUAAAUUCAAAUGAGCCAAUGCUGGUACAGGUCUGUGAACAAUUUCCACAAAGAAAGCAUUUGAUACAAUACCGUUUGUGUCGUGUACAAGCUCUACUUCAUAUACAUGAUACACCUGUAAAACAAACGGUAGCAUGCCCAGGAUGUGCUGAAAAGUACAGGGUGGAACAGGUCAAAACAAACAGUUAGAGCAAAGAAAAGGGGCUAAGUCAUCAUGUGUGUGAAGAACUGUCCAUUUAAUCAUAUUAGCACUAGUAUCAGUAGUGUCAAUUAACAUGUUGAUACAGUAGUUGGAAGUCGUUAAAAUGAAAAACUUUCCCCCAUGCCUCUUUUUGUUUACAGUUAGAAUAAGCCUGUGGUCUUGAUUGAGUGCCUGCACUCAACACUAAAAGAUGACCCACUAAUUAGGCUUUAUAACCCACACUAUAGGACAGAACUGUCCCUAAUCAAACCUCAAUGAACAUUACCACUAUUGCCAACACUUACUGACCAGUCAAACCCAAUGGAAGCAGUUUGCAGUCUUCGUCAACACUAUUUUAUGAGUCAUUGAGCUCACAUCUAUUGGGCAAUGGCUUAAGCCAUUGAUUUAAUGAACAGUGUCUCUCAGGACUAUUUGAACAAAAUAACUAUCUCCAAUGCCCGUAUUCAAAAAGUCUUAGAGUAGGAGUGCUGAUCUAGGAUCAAGUCCCCCUGUCCAUGUAAUCUUAU
Molecule: messenger RNA, 7476 nt
Organism: Coregonus sp. 'balchen'
Lineage: Eukaryota; Metazoa; Chordata; Actinopteri; Salmoniformes; Salmonidae
Source: the annotation of a GenBank genome assembly